Messenger RNA from Oncorhynchus keta (chum salmon), 6385 nucleotides. RefSeq names its product PTPRF interacting protein alpha 1 (gene ppfia1). Lineage: Eukaryota; Metazoa; Chordata; Actinopteri; Salmoniformes; Salmonidae. The record is from RefSeq and is a predicted model, not a curated record. Gene Ontology annotation, molecular function: protein binding. Gene Ontology annotation, biological process: synapse organization. Gene Ontology annotation, cellular component: presynaptic active zone. The coding region runs from base 1034 to 4690 and encodes 1218 amino acids. The transcript has 31 exons.
UUGACGCACAGGAGAGCAGGAAACGAUAGACAACAAGAAGUGACUCCUGAGCCGACCGGGAGAGGGACGGCUCCUGUCGAGCUGGACUACCAAAGAAAACUGGAUUAAAAGCUUGCAUUCGGACGGAAACCUGGUUUAUUUGAUACGUCGGUAACCCAUGGACAAAUUGGCCGUGGAUACAUAUUUAUCGAGUGCGUUUCGAGCUCAAUCCAAGGAGUUUAAAGUUUCCGCGAUCUCCUCUCUUGGAUCUCACAGUUUUCUUUUUGCCAGGCUGUGAUGUGGUGACGCGGCUCGUCGACGGGAAGCUAAGCUAACGUUAGCUGGCAAAAUACACCAGAGAAAAUGUGUUUUUAGAUAUUUUAGUUUUCUGACUUCGUCUUCAUUUUUUUUUUUUCAUUUGACCCUUGAAGUUGGAUUAUAAACACUUUUUUAUAUAUAUAUAUGCUUUGCCUGGUAUUGUCUUGGACAGUAACAUUACACUUUUUAGUUUGCAGUCCAAUGAGCUAUCGUAACCGGCUGUAGCUCUGGACAUUUGGUUGCUAACGGUAGCUAGCUAUCUAGCUUACAUCUGUUUCCACUUUUGUUCCUUGUAAGGAGUGUUGCCUAACUACAUUUUUUUUUAUUUUCUUCCCUUGAACAAAGUAUAGAAAAUGUUAGGAUGAGUUAAUAAUUGUGUGUGUCUGUAUAUUAUAUGUGCAAACACUAAUAAUCAGUUUGACUCACUUUUUAUCUUUGUGCAAUGCAGAAGUCACUAGCGUUUAGUGAAAUAGCUGGAGUUGUUGUCCUCUGAUGUGGGUCUGGCGGUGCGGCCUUUUGGAGUUAUCUUUUUUUGGUUCGCCGUCGGGGACCUUUUCAGUCUGGAUGGUUUUCAACAUUUCAUUGGAUUUAAUGUUUUGAAUGGCUUGGAUUAUUCAUACAAUUGUACCGUUGUAAUUAGUUGAACGAACCGGCUAGAAGUUUUAAGUUGAAGAAAGCUCGGCAACAUAAAUAGAAAAGUGGACAUCCACAAAGGAAUUUCGCCUACUCUGCAAAGAUGAUGUGCGAGGUGAUGCCCACCAUCAGCGAGUCGGAGGGGCCUUCGGGUGGCCGGCGGGGGUCUGGCUCGCCUCUGCAUUCGGACUCGGAGGGGCACUUUGAAUCUCUGAUGGUUUCCAUGCUGGAAGAACGCGACCGGCUACUGGACACGCUGAGGGAGACCCAGGAGAACCUAGGCCUGACCCAGGGCAAGCUGCACGAGGUCAGCCACGAGAGGGACUCGCUGCAAAGGCAGCUUAACACCGCCCUGCCCCAGGAGUUUGCUGCGCUGACCAAGGAGGUGAAUGUGUGUCGAGAGCAUUUGAUGGAGAGGGAGGAGGAGAUCGCUGAGCUCAAGGCUGAGAGGAACAACACACGGCUUCUCCUGGAGCAUCUGGAGUGUCUGGUGUCUCGUCAUGAACGCAGUCUGAGGAUGACUGUGGUGAAGAGGCAGGCCCAGUCUCCUGCCGGGGUCUCCAGCGAGGUAGAGGUCCUCAAGGCACUUAAGUCCCUGUUCGAACACCACAAAGCCCUGGACGAGAAGGUCAGGGAGAGACUGCGUGUGGCUUUAGAAAGAUGCAGCCAACUGGAAGAACAGCUCACAUCACAACACAAAGAGAUGUCUUACCUGAGAGAGCAGAACAUCCAGAAGAGGUCGCUAGGCGAUGGAAUGGAAGGGCUCAACCACAACUCUGAAAACACCCCAAGCACAAACGGCAAGCGGUCGUCAGAUGGCUCUAUGAGCCAGGAGGAGGACCAGGGGAAGGUGGGAGAGCUGCAGGAGGUGGUGGCGAGACAGACGUCAGACCUGGGGCAGAUGAUGGAGCGCAUGGCGGCCACGGCGGGACGCAUCAGCGAGCUGGAGGAGGACCUGGACACGGCACGCAAGGACCUCAUCAAGAGUGAAGACGUGAACACACGCCUGCAGAGAGACAUACGAGAGUCUAUGGCCCAGAAGGAGGACAUAGAGGAGCGUAUCGUCACCCUGGAGAAGAGGUACUUGGCAGCGCAGCGAGAGGCCACCUCCGUACAUGACCUCAACGAUAAGCUGGAGAACGAAGUGGCCAACAAGGAGUCCCUGUUCCGACAGACGGAGGAGAGGAACAGGCAGCUGCAGGAGCGUUUAGAGCUGGCUGAGCAGAAGCUGCAGCAGACUAUCAGGAAGGCGGAGACUCUGCCCGAGGUGGAGGCGGAGCUAGCCCAGAGGGUGGCGGCCCUCACCAAGGCGGAGGAGCGUCAUGGCAACGUGGAGGAGAGGGUGAGGCAGAUGGAGGCUCAGCUGGAGGAGAAGAACCAGGAACUGCUCAGGGCGCGCCAGAGGGAGAAGAUGAACGAGGAGCACAACAGGCGUCUGUCGGAGACGGUGGACAAGCUGCUGUCAGAGUCCAACGAGAGGCUACAGCUUCACCUCAAGGAGAGGAUGUCUGCCCUAGAGGACAAGAACGGCCUGAUCAGAGAUCUGGAGCACAGUAAGAAGCUGGUUGAGGAAACGCACCAUGAGAAGGAGCAGCUAUUGAUCCAGAUUGAGACGAUGCGGGCGGAGAACGAGCAAGGCAGGAACAGGAGCAACUCACUGCUGCACCAUGGUGAGGGACAGUUUAAAUGGAAUCUCAGCCGUGUGUCACCUAGGCAGCACAGUUUAAAUGGAAUCCUCAGUGCUAACUUUCUCCCCACUCUCUCUCCUCAGGUCCAGACUCUGAAUGAACAGGAGUGGGAGCGCGUGCAGCAGGCUAAUGUUCUGGCCAACGUUGCUCAGGCGUUUGAGUCUGACCUGGAGACGUCAGACCUGGAGGACGAUGAGCGCGAGACCAUCUUCAGCUCCGUGGACCUGCUGUCCCCUGCCGGCCAGGCCGACGCUCAGACCCUGGCCCUCAUGCUGCAGGAGCAGCUGGAUGCCAUCAACAACGAGAUCAGGAUGAUUCAGGAGGAGAAGGAGAACACAGCCAUGCUGGCAGAGGAGAUGGAGAGCCGUGUGGGCAGCGGGGACAGCCUGGGGGCCAGCCGCUUCCGCUCCAUGAGCUCCUCCAUGGGGGGCUCGUCGCCCCCCGGCUCAGGCUCCUCCACCCCGCGACGCAUCCCCAACCGCAGCCCCAACCGAGAGGUGGACCGCAUGGGAGUCAUGACCCUGCCUAGUGACCUGCGCAAGCACCGCAGGAAGUCUGCCCAGGACGACAAGACCACAAUCCAGUGUGAGACGUCUCCUCCCACCACCCCGCGCUCCAUGCGCCUGCACAAGGGGGCCAGCCACACUGCCAGCCAUGAGGACAUCAGGGACAUCCGCAGUAUGACCACCCUACAGGACGGCCAGGGUAGUAACCCCAGCAGCAGUAACAGCAGUCAGGACUCUCUGAACAAGGCAGCCAAGAAGAAGAGCAUCAAGUCCUCCAUCGGGCGCCUCUUCGGCAAGAAGGAGAAGGGUCGGCCAGGCCCCCCAGGGAGCAAGGAGUCCCCUGGCAGCCAAGUUGGUACCCCCGAGGCAGAGACCUCUCCCCAGGAUGCACUGGGGCUGGGCAAACUAGGCGGCCCCGCUGAGAAGAACAGGAAACUGCAGAAGAAGCAUGAGUUGCUGGAGGAGGCUCGCAGGCAGAGUCUUCCCUUCGCCCAGUGGGACGGCCCUACUGUAGUGGUCUGGCUGGAGCUGUGGGUGGGUAUGCCAGCCUGGUACGUGGCGGCGUGUCGUGCCAAUGUGAAGAGUGGUGCCAUCAUGUCUGCCCUGUCGGACACAGAGAUCCAGAGGGAGAUUGGCAUCAGUAACCCCCUGCACCGCCUCAAACUGAGACUGGCCAUCCAGGAGAUCAUGUCUCUCACCUCCCCCUCUGCCCCCCCGACCUCCAGAACCUCCACGGGGAACGUGUGGGUCACGCACGAAGAGUUGGAGUGCCUUGCGGCCACGCCCUCCACGGAGGAUGACGAGGGCAGCUGGGCCCAGACGCUGGCAUAUGGAGACAUGAACCAUGAGUGGAUUGGUAACGAGUGGCUGCCCAGCCUGGGUCUGCCCCAGUACCGGUCCUACUUCAUGGAGUCCCUGGUAGACGCACGCAUGCUGGACCACCUCACCAAGAAGGACAUGAGGGGACAGCUUAAAAUGGUGGACAGUUUCCACAGGAACAGUUUCCAGUGUGGGGUGAUGUGUCUGAGGAGACUGAACUAUGACAGGAAGGAGCUGGAGAGGAGGCGUGACGAGACCCAGCUGGAGCUGCAAGACGUGCUGGUGUGGAGCAACGAGCGUGUGAUCAGCUGGGUACAGGCCAUGGGGCUGAAGGAGUACAGUAACAACCUGCUGGAGAGCGGUGUGCACGGAGCCCUGCUGGCCCUGGAUGAAACCUUCGACCACAACGCCCUGGCCCUGCUGCUGCAGAUCCCCACGCAGAACACACAGGCGAGAGCGGCUCUGGAGAGUGAGUACAACAGUCUACUGUCCAUCGGUACAGAGAGGAGACUGGAUGAGGAGGACGAUAACAACUUCCGGCGCGCCCCCUCCUGGAGGAAGAAGUUCCGGCCCAAAGACGCACGGGGGAUGUCCCCGGGCUCAGCCGACACCCUGCCCGCCAACUUCAGACUGACCAAUAGCAACGCAGCGUCCCCCUCCGCGCAGCCCAAAAGGAGUCACAUGGACGGGAGUCAGUCUGCAAUACAGAGGCUGGACACUGCCACAGUCAGGACAUACUCCUGCUAACACAACACAUUGAUCCUCAUUAUUUCUAUAGGUGACUGCUGGUUGGAGGAUGAGGGGUGAGUCCCCCACCCCAUCAGGAGCAGCUGCUGACCCUGCAAGGACACAGAGUUUUAUUGUUAUCACAGCGAUAAAAGAAGUAGCAACCACAUCACCAAUCUCCGUACUAGAGGGCCCGUGUCCUAGAUGUAUCAAUCUUUAUAGUUCUAUUUAUGUUAGCAAGCUGGUGGGACAUGAUUUUAGAUUUGUUAUGUAUCUAUCUGUUACUUCACCCGUCUCUCCCGGGCUAAAUGGAAAUGUCCCUAUUUUCAAAAAUACUGUUCCAACUGUGUCCUUAUCAAGGUUAACUCUCAGAUGUAACUGAAUGUUUUUAGAUGGUCUGGAGUUUGUAUAUUUUUUCAACAGACAUUAUCUAAUCAUUUUAUAUAUAUAUACAUAUAUAUAUAUAUAUAUAUAUAUAUAUUCCUGAUCUUGUAUUGACCAGAUGUAUGUUUUUAUUUCUCUGUCCUCUGUUGUUUUUAAUAAUUGAACUGAUGAUCAAGUGACUUAAAUAAGUGACUUUGUAUCUGAAUUGGACCCCAUUUCCCUUCGACCCCAUUUCCCUUCGACCCCAUUUCCCUUCGACCCCCAGCCUGUUAUCUUCAAGCGUAUCCAUGGUGAUUAUUUGUAAAUGCAGCUCUUAUAGGACAAUGAGAAUAUGUGAAUAUCAGAAAUAUUGCUGGAGUUCUGACUGACAUUGUUUCACCCACUGCUACAACGCUGUGGUCGCUAAGCACCGGGCGGACCGUAACCACAACAAGGCCCUAGGUAACUGUGACGACAGGUGACACGUGAAACAACUCUCUUUGUUUUUUUUCCUGUGAAACCAAACCUGUAGAAAGACUGAAACAAAAGCCAUAAACAGUAGUGACGACCAGGGCUGUUUUCAGAUGCAUCGCUUGGUAAGAGACCGUUCCACUGUGUAGGAUCUCCCAUUCUCCAGUCAACCUCGCAUGCCCAAACUCUCCAUUCCUCUUUUCCUCCUUCUCCUCCUCAUCCCUCUCUUUUCCCUGCCUUCCCCCUGGAGCGCGCUAACGGGAGGCCAGACGUGCGUGAAGAUCAACUGGCUUGUACCUGAGCCGACAGCGUGGCGGCUCCACUAUCGACGGACCAAGUCCACUGUGGUCUAAACUGAUCCCAGCGACUAGCUUACUCACCCGAGGUGGAGCGAUCUACCCACAAACCUUUAACCAACUCUUUUUUACUACGGACACUUCUAAUCCAGCCUGAUGGGAGGUUUUUUCUUACCUUAUUUUCUCUGGCUGUCUUAUUUAUUCGUCAUCUCCGUCGUGUUUGUUGCUUUCUCAGUUUGAUUUUUAGGAGUUGCCAUUUUUUUUAAAGCUGUUUCUGAGUGUUUUAACACAGGUUGCCGUGGCAAUACUUUUUCAAGACAAAUAAUGUCACGGAAGCAAAGACUUCCUGUCCACAUUAGUUAUGUUAUUCCCUUUGUGAUUUAGUCAUUUUAUAAUGCACAAUGCAAAUGCUGAUAUUAUUAUUAUUUUUAAAAUCUUCAGUUUUCCCCAUUUUAUUCUCCUGCUCUGGUAACAAAAUGAUGUACAGUCUGAGUACUUAACUAUUUUAUCACAGUAUUAUUUAUGGAUUUACUUUCAAUAAAAUACUGAAACUUAUUUUCCACUGCCAAUAAAAAGCUGAAGUGUU